GGUUCUGUGAAGUCGACGCUCAGUGUUCCUUGCCUGCUGUAUGCUGGUAGCUGUACGGCCGCUGGAAUAACCCGGGUUUAGAGGGCACAGAGUUCUGGAGCAUGAACCGAAAGCCAUGGAUACAAACGGUGAAGAGGAGGAUGAGGGAGAACAGUUUGAUUUUGACAGUGGAGAUGAGAUACCAGAAGCAGACCGGCAAGCCCUUGUUCCACCUCCCCCAGGUCCUGAGAAUAACAUAGAGCACCAAGAGGUUUACAUCACAGGAGCUGGUAAUUUAGAAAACAGCGAGAAGCUACAAACAUCAGAACCUACUGCAGAAGGCACUCCAGCCAAAGUAAAUCCCUAUUCAGUCAUAAAUAUUUCACCGAUCCAAGACAAGGAUCCAUCCUCAUCACCAGAACCAAGUCCUCAAGAUGAAUGUGCAAGCCCACUCUUGUCCAGUGGAUACUCUGUUCCUGUGCCUUGUGGCUAUGCUGUUCCAUCUAAUUUACCUUUGAUACUGCCGGCAUACUCCAGUCCUGUUAUAAUACGCAGUGUUUCUAUCGAUGAAGAAGGUGUGCAGUCAGCAACUGAAGAAUGUCAUUGUAAUUCUGUCAACUCAGAGGAGACUCAAAAUAGUGAAGAUAACCAAGCCAAGAGAGAAGAUGAUGCUUUGGCCAAAUGGGUUGCAGAUCCUGCAAAUACAGCAUGGAUGGAAAACCCAGAUGAAGUAAUUUACGAUGAUGUACCAAGAGAAAAUUCAGACUCUGAACCAGAGGAAAUGAUUUAUGAUGAUGUUGAAAAUGGUGAUGAUGGUGGAAACAGCUCGCUGGAAUAUGGGUGGAGUUCAAGUGAGUUUGAAAGCUAUGAAGAACAGAGUGAUUCUGAGUGUAAAAAUGGAAUUCCCAGCUCCUUUUUGCGAGUCAACCACAAGAGACAUCUUUCUCAUGACCUAACGCGUUUAAAGGAGCAUUAUGAGAAAAAGAUGAAAGAUUUGAUGGCAAACACUGUGGGAGCAGUAGAGAUUCAGCAACUAAAGCAAAAACAUGAGCUGAAGAUGCAAAAGCUGAUGCGAGCUGCUAGAGAAGGUACCAAAGAUGGGCUGGAAAAGACAAAAGCAGCUGUGAAAAAGGGUCGUUCUUUCAUUAGAACAAAAUCAUUCAUUUCUCAAGAUCAUAGAUCAUCGUGCCUGGAGGAAGAAGAGCUCAAUUUAUUUAUUGAUGUGGACUGCAUGCAUACAGAAGCAAUUAUGACUCCUAUGCCUGAAGGAUUAUCACAGCAGCAGGUUGUGAGAAGGUAUAUUUUGGGUUCUGUAGUUGACAGUGAGAAGAAUUAUGUGGAUGCUCUCAAAAGAAUCCUGGAGCAGUAUGAGAAGCCCCUUUCAGAUAUGGAACCAAAAUUAUUAAGUGAAAGAAAACUCAAAAUGGUCUUUUAUCGGAUUAAGGAAAUUCUUCAGUGCCAUUCGAUGUUUCAGAUUGCGCUGGCGAGUCGUGUGUCCGAGUGGGACUCUAUUGAAAUGAUUGGUGAUGUCUUUGUUGCUUCAUUUUCUAAAUCGAUGGUGUUGGAUGCAUACAGUGAAUAUGUAAACAACUUCAGUACAGCAGUAGGGAUUCUCAAGAAAACGUGUGCCACCAAACCUGCCUUUUUAGACUUCUUAAAGCAGUGCCAGGAGUCAAGUCCCGAUCGAAUUACACUGUAUGGUUUAAUGAUGAAACCUAUCCAGCGCUUUCCACAGUUCAUUCUGCUAUUGCAGGAUAUGUUGAAGAACACGAAUAAAGGACAUCCCGACAGGUUACCUCUACAAAUGGCUCUCACAGAACUUGAAACACUGGCAGAGAAGUUAAAUGAAAGGAAAAGGGAUGCAGAUCAGCGCUGUGAAAUAAAACAAAUAGCAAAAGCAAUGAACGAACGUUAUCUGAACAAGCUCCUCAGCAGUGGAAACAGAUACCUCGUACGAACCGAUGAUAUGGUUGAAACUGUUUACAAUGACAAAGGAGAAAUUAUCAAAACCAAAGAGCGACGACUUUUUAUGUUAAAUGAUGUGCUGAUGUGUGCAACGGUAAAUAUUCGGUCUUCCUAUGAAAGCGGUGGCACCAUAACAACUGGCCAGAGGUAUUUAUUGAAGUGGAGCGUACCGCUGGGACAAGUGGAAGUCAUAGAGUAUGGUAGCAGUGAGAGCCAAGGAGAGAACUGCAGGUUUCCACCUCAACACUCUGCCGAAAAUGUCAUUAUUAACACUAAGCCAAACAAGCUCUAUAUGGGACCAGGGCAACUGUACCAGGACCUGCAGAACCUUUUACAUGACUUGAACGUAGUUGGUCAAAUUAGUCACUUAAUAGGCAGCCUUAAAGGAAACUAUCAGAACUUAAACCAAUCCGUAGCCCACGACUGGACCUCAGGUUUACAAAAACUGAUUUUGAAAAAAGAAGAUGAAAUCAGAGCGGCAGAUCGCUGUAGAAUUCAGCUGCAACUUCCGGGAAAACAGGACAAGUCUGGGCGGCCCACUUUCUUUACAGCUGUGUUCAAUACAUUUACCCCUGCCAUCAAACAGUCUUGGAUCAACAAUUUGCAAAUGGCUAAACUGGCUCUUGUGGAGGAUAACCUGUUAGGUUGGUUCUGUGUAGAAGAUGAUGGGAAUCAAAUCAAAAAGGAGAAACAUCCUCUCCUUGUUAGACACAUGCCAGUGAUGAUGGCCAAGCAACAGGAGUUUAAGGUUGAAUGUGCUGCUUAUAAUCCUGAGCCAUACCUUUCCGGCGAAACUGAAUCAGAUUCCUGUGCCAUGGAACAUGGUUUUCUUUGGAUUGGAAGUUGUACUAAUCAGAUGGGCCAGAUUGCAAUAGUCUCAUUUCAAAGCUCCGGCCCCAAAGUCAUUGAAUGCUUCAAUGUGGAAUCACGAAUUCUCUGCAUGGUCUACAUACCAGAGGAGGAGAAAAUGAAGGAGCAAAAUAAGGCUCUCGACUCUGAAAAUGUUCUUGCAAAAGCUUCUCAUGUGCCUACGAUUUGCCUUGGCAUGGAGGAAGGAAGCAUUUCUAUUUACAAAAGUUGCCAAGGCUCAAAGAAAAUUCGACUUCAGCACUUCUUCACUCCUGAAAAAUCAACUGUCAUGAGCUUAACGUAUAUGUCUCAAUACUUGUUUGCUGGCUUGGUAAACGGAAACAUCUCAAUCUACACAAAAGCAGAAGAUGGGACAUGGAACACAGAACCCCAGAAGACAGUUAAAUUAGGAGUUCUGCCUGUUAGAAGUCUGCUUGUGAUGGAGGAGACCAUUUGGGCUGCAUGCGGUGGACAAAUUUUUAUCAUCAGCACUGUAACACAUUCCAUUGAGACUCAUUUUGAAGCCCAUCAAGAAGAGGGAAUGGUAAUCUCUCACAUGGCUGUUGCUGGAGUGGGAAUCUGGAUUGCCUUCACAUCUGGAUCUACGCUUCGCCUGUUCCACACGGAGACACUGAAACACCUCCAGGAUAUUAACAUUGCCACCCCUGUUCACAAUAUGUUGCCAGGGCAGCAGCGUGUUUCUGUGACGAGCCUCCUGGUGUGCCAUGGCUUAUUGCUGGUUGGAACAAACCUGGGGAUAAUUGUAGCAUUACCAGUGCCACGCCUGCAGGGGAUUCCCAAAGUAACUGGAAGAGGAAUGGUGUCUUAUCAUGCACACAAUGGCCCAGUCAAGUUUCUUAUAAUGGCUACAUCUAUAAACAAGAAGAACAGAAACAAACUGAGGAACACACUGCUUCCUGGCUCGGAACCUAAAGAUGAUGACCAAAAGAAUGUUCUGCACAAUGAAAGACCAGGCUCUUCCCUUAGUAACAACCAUGACACUGCAAUAUGGUUGGGGGGUUCAGUAGGAUCCAUUGCACAAAAAAGUGACUUGUCAUCAUCUUCCGGAUCCCUUACUUUGUCUCACAGAUCAAGUUCCCUAGAAAACAGGCCAGAGGACAGUAACAUCUAUGAGCUUUUGAAGGAUCAAAAUAUCUCACUUAAAAGUAAAAAACAGCGAUCCAGGAAAAUGAAAGCGAGCUCAGUAUUAGUAAUUUCUGGUGGCCAAGGACACAGAAGAGUGAACAAGAAGAGCAAGCAGCAGCGACAAGAUGAACUAGUGUCUUCAGUGAUGGUCUGGCAAAUCCCACUAGUAAAUAUCUGAGUGAACUAAAUCCAAGAUACUUUCUGCUAUAAAACAAAAAAGUCUGAUAUCCUUUUUGCAAGAAAUACUAGCUUAGAACCCAAAUGAGUACACUUCAUACACCUGGGAACAAUUUCAGUUGGCUUUGAUCACAGAGUUAAGGGUUGCAAGACUGAGUCUUCCCAUACUGAGAACCUUCUGCCACAUUAGGGUAUUGGAAAACAUUUAGCUGUUGAAGCUGUCCUUCAAACUUAGAACAAAGAACAUCUGUUAGACACUUUUAAAUGGUUUUAGAACCUCUACCUUAUUUAUAUGCACAUUUAUAAGUAUCAUAAUUAUGUUCUGUAGCACUUAGUGAGGGCAAGGAACACAUGCCAUGUGUUGUGCUGGUUUUUGCUUAUGUAAAUCAGCUGUUGUUUCUUUUUCCAAAGUGAAAACAUCUCAUGGGCUGUAGAUUUUAACAAAUUAGCAAAUAUUUUUAACAAUAAAUAAUCUAAUGCAAGCUAAUAUUACUUUUGUAAUUACUAUAAUAGCUUAUAACAUCAUUCCAGAAGCCAGAAUUUAGUCUGGAAAAAAAAAAAAAGCAGUUAUAUUAAUUGUUUGUUUCAACAUAGAAAAUAGAUUCUUUUUAUUUCUUCUGCUCAAUGUUACUCAAAAUGUUGCAGUACAAAAAGCACAUUAAUUUCCUUGUAGAUGUGUCCGUGACUCCCCUUGGUUCUACAAUGGAAGUUUGAAGAGUGCUGUGGCUUAAGGCAAAUAGAAAACCCAGAUCCAGGACAGCUGUGCCUCGCAGUGCUGAUAACGCAUCCGCCCCUGGCAGCUCAGCGUCACAGCUAGACAUGGGCCGUGCCCUUUUGAAGGAGACAUGCACAUCCAGUAGAUUGCUAAUGCAAUUAUUUAUGAACUCAUUAACUGGGGAGAAAUACAUUAAUACUGGAAUAGCUAUAGGUAGUACAGGUAAUUACUAUGGGGAUUGGUCCCACAUCAAUUGAUUUGUGCUGUGUCCUCAGGCAAACACCUCUCAAACAAAUGCCACGGCAGAGAGAUGGUCAUAUCUGAGAGACGGUCAGCUCUCUUCACCCAGAGUUUCAGUGAUCUUGUAAUUGAGGAGUGUGAAAACAUCGUGAAAAGCUUCAUUCAGUGAGUCGGACAAGAGUUUGCUUUGGUAGCGGUAGAGAGCUGGAUUCGAAAUAAGAGCCCUAAUCGUCAUUGCUUAGUGAAUCAAUGUAUGUCCAUUUGAGAUUCCUACUGAAGCUGUUUCUGUGCUGGUCUCUGCACACGUGAAAUACAAGACAAAGCCUUCAGCUCAGAAACAAAUGGCCAAAACUGGUGAUGAGACACAUCCAUCAGUCAAAAUAUAGUUAAUGGAGUCACUGGGAAUAUCCUUUAGCCUCAUGAAUAGAGGGAAAGAUAGAGAGAAAUUAGGACUUUUAAUUAAAGUUUCAUUUGAAUAUGUUAAUACUAGUACUGUCCAACAGGUCAUUAAAAUGCAAAUUAAAUAUAUCCAAAGCAACACGUUUCUCAGAUGUACGCAUUGACUAGAAUCAAGUAAAACUUUUUGCUACGUUGGUGCCAGUAUUAUCCCAGUAAGGGGAUGAUUUGCCCUGAUAUUUCUGCUGCUUCUACUACCAGCUCCUUGAUUCUACCAGGUUUUAUUUCAGUCUCCCUAGUUUAAAUAAAUACGAACCAGAAUUGCAGUGUUUCCCAGCACGUGAUGCUUUAAGGUAAACAGUACUAGAGACUGAACGUUUUUCUUCCAUAUGAAGGUUUAGGUUUGUUUUGUUUUUUCCAAAAUAGCAGUAGCUCCAGGAGGGUUUUAAAUAUUGAUGAAAUUUAUAUUCUUUGGGGUUUUUUUUAGCAGAUUUGUCUAUCUCUUACAAUUUUAGCCUGUGUGCUCCAAAAAGUAAACCUCUAUCAAAGUAACCCUCAAAUCAGUGAGUGGGGGACUUGCCAAGUCUGACAGAGCACCGGCGUAACAGUCCCUGCCCCCAAGUACGUGGACAGAGGGAAGGCCAUUGCAGUCAGUCUGUGCCUUGUUGGUUGGCACCAAAAUAGGCAUUUCAAAAAUCAGAUAUGCACCCCACUUUCUUUUCAGAGCUUUUGUGCACAUCCUACCUCCUGAUCAGGAUUCUUCAGCCGCAACAGCACGGACCUUAGUGAGUCACGAGGUCACUCACAGAUUGGAUUGUAGGCUUAAGAUCUUCAUUACUGUCUUGUGCUUUGAUUCUGUGUCUUUUGCUGUGUAUCUCAAGACUUUAGUUGGGUGUUGUCAGCAUUGGCAUGGCCUUAAUGUUGGCAUGAGUCCUGGUGCAACAAAUAAAGAGUGCCUCUAAGCCAGGCAGCUGGCAACAUUUCCCCAAUCUUUUCCUCUUCUCUCUAGGCUUGCCUGGUCUGAGGGAUCAAGGCCAGUUGCAUUUUCUACAUUUCUCCAUAGCUCUGGCCCUGAGAGCUGCUCUUUGCCCACUGUGUGGAAGCACUACGUCGUACAGUUUAAUGUAUGCAUAUUGAAAACCAUGUUAAAAGAUUCUUCUGUGUAUAAAGCCUAUAUAAUCUCAUAUCCCUUUGCUACACUGUAGUAAAAAGACCACAGGUCUUCUGCAUGCUCCCUGGGUGUGGGAUUCCCCGGCUGUGCCUUUGGGUCUGGAGGAUCAUGUCCACUCGUUCAUGGAUCUUUCUUAGGAGCAGAGUGCACCACACGUUCAACUGGAAAUCCACGCAUGGUGUUAUUAUCGGAUCUGCUAGCAUUAAUGCAUGGGAAUUUUAAAGUGAGAUUCAUCCUGUCUUCCAGCUGAAAUGUAAUCUAUUUAGCGUUAUCAAUAAAACUGUAGAAACAAAAUACAAAACUGCUCUUUUGAAACUACAUCGGAGUUUCGCCAGUGACUUCAGUAAGAACAGAGUUAGUCUCUCGUUUACAUUCUACUUUUGAAAAUACGCAUCUAUUUAUCUUACUGAGCUGUAAAGAAGAAGAGAAGCUGUACGACUGUCUUUAAAAAUGCUCAUUGUCAGGAACUACAUAACUGAGCACAAGGUGCAAGGUUUGUUUUCUGAAAUGCAGCUCACUGGUAUUAUCUGCCUUCCUCUGAAAGCAGGCAGGAACCAAAGUUUCUCUGACAGCUGGCAAAUAGUCUUUGUAGCUAUUGCAGACUGUGCUCCGGGGUAGGUUGGAUUUUGCUUUCUCACACUGUUUUUCUAGAUUAAUAGGAGUUAUGUAAAAUAUUAGGAGAAGAAGGGAGCAACUGUAACCACUAUGAUAUAUUCUAUAUAUGUUUUCUAACACAUAGUAGUCUUCUAUAACAUGAGCCAUACAACUGGUGUAUUUAUGUUCAAAGUAUAAACUGAGAAAAAUGUUAAAUAAAAAAUGUGAUAAAAAUUAA
Cuculus canorus (common cuckoo) is the source of this 7470-nucleotide messenger RNA. RefSeq names its product Rho guanine nucleotide exchange factor 10 (gene ARHGEF10). The coding region runs from base 116 to 4117 and encodes 1333 amino acids. Gene Ontology annotation, cellular component: centrosome. The transcript is spliced from 28 exons. Gene Ontology annotation, biological process: actin cytoskeleton organization; positive regulation of stress fiber assembly; mitotic spindle assembly. Gene Ontology annotation, molecular function: guanyl-nucleotide exchange factor activity; protein binding. The record is from RefSeq and is a predicted model, not a curated record. Lineage: Eukaryota; Metazoa; Chordata; Aves; Cuculiformes; Cuculidae.